AUGAUUAAAAGAUUAUUUUGCUCAAUUAAUAAAAAUAAAAUAAUAAAUGAACCACCAAAAUUAUCAAUAAUAAAAGAUACAAUUUAUAAUUUAUCAUCAGGUGUUGGAAAGAGUGGAGUUGCAAUUAUUAGAGUUUCAGGACCACAAGCAGAAACAGUUAUAAGAAAAUUAAUAAAAAAAAGUGAUGUAGAUAAAAAUGAGGAAAUUAAAUCACGUUAUGCAACAUUAUCAACAUUUUAUAAUCCAAAAACUAAUGAACAACUUGAUAAAGGUAUGUUUAUUUGGUUUCCAUCACCAAAUAGUUUUACAGGUGAAGAUGUUGUUGAAUUUCAUAUUCAUGGUGGUAGAGCAGUAAUCUAUGAGACAAUGGAAGCAAUUGGAUUAAUUGAAGGAACUAGACCAUCUGAACAAGGUGAAUUUACAAAGAGAGCAUUUGAAAAUGGUAAAAUGGAUUUAACACAAGUCGAGGGUUUAUCAGAUUUAUUAGAUGCUUCAACAUCAUUUCAAAAAAAGAUUGCACUUAAACAAAUGCAAGGUUCAAUUAGUGAGUUUUAUUUAUCACUUAGAAAAGAUUUAAUUAGAGCAUCGGCUUAUAUGGAAGCAUUUAUUGAUUUUGGUGAUGAUGCUGAAUUGGAUCCUGAAAUAGUUGAUCAAUCUAGAAAUAGAAUCAUUUCAAUUCGUGAUAAAAUUCAACAACAUUUAAAUGAUGGUAAAAGAGGUGAACGUUUAAGAGAUGGUGCAAACAUUGCAAUCGUUGGACCACCAAAUGCUGGUAAAAGUUCAUUAAUUAAUUUAUUAACAAAUAGAAAAGCGUCAAUAGUUUCACCAAUCGCUGGUACAACUAGAGAUAUAGUUGAAGUGAUUUUAGAUAUAGAUGGUUAUCCUGUAAUCAUUGGUGAUACCGCUGGUCUUAGAAAUUCAACAAAUGAUCAAAUUGAAAUUGAAGGUAUUGAAAUGGCAAAAGAUAGAUUUAAUAAUUCUGAUAUUAAAUUAUUUUUAUUUGAUUCUUUUAAUUUAUUUAGUCAAUUAAAUCAAAAUCAAAAUUUAAAUUCAUCAUUUAAUUUUAAUGAAGAAAUUAAAAAUUUAUUUAAUUUUAUUGAUAAUGAAACUAUUAUAAUAUUUAAUAAAUCAGAUUUAUUAAAACAAUUUGAUAAUUUAAAAGAAUGGGAAAAUUUAAAAUUAAACCUUUUAGAUAAUAUUAAAAAAUCAAAUAAUUUAAAUUCAAUUCAAUCAAUUGAAAUCUCUUGUAAUAAUAAUGAAAAUAUUAAAGAUUUAUUAAAUUUAUUAAAAUUAAAUUUAAAAAAUUUAUUUGAAAUUCAAGAUAAAGAAUCUCCACUUUUAACAAGAUUAAGAUAUAAACAACAUUUAAGUGAUUGUGUUGAAUCUUUAGAUAGAUAUUUGUAUUAUUGCGAACAUGAUGUGGUUUUGGCAUCUGAGGAAUUAAGAAGUGCAAUCCUCUCAAUCAGUGAAAUUACUCACUCUGUAAAUAUUGAUGACCUUUUAGAUAUAAUUUUCAAAGAUUUUUGUAUUGGAAAAUAG
Molecule: messenger RNA, 1539 nt
Organism: Dictyostelium discoideum AX4
Lineage: Eukaryota; Evosea; Eumycetozoa; Dictyosteliales; Dictyosteliaceae
Gene: gtpbp3
Product: GTP-binding protein 3
Exons: 2
Coding region: 1-1539 (512 amino acids)
Biological process (GO): tRNA modification
Cellular component (GO): mitochondrion
Molecular function (GO): GTP binding; GTPase activity
Source: RefSeq, a predicted model, not a curated record